This is a messenger RNA of Fonsecaea erecta, 861 nucleotides long. RefSeq lists its product as hypothetical. The coding region runs from base 1 to 861 and encodes 286 amino acids. The record is from RefSeq and is a predicted model, not a curated record. NCBI's taxonomy places the organism in Eukaryota, Fungi, Ascomycota, Eurotiomycetes, Chaetothyriales, Herpotrichiellaceae. The transcript has a single exon.
AUGUCUACAGUCCCUGAGGACGGUGCUCCUAGCGUGGGAAUGUUGGCAAUCCAGUCACUGGACUUCCUCGGGGUCGACGCGCCACAUAUCUCCGUUGAUACUCUUCGGUUGGAGGAAAGCCACGAAGCAAAACCUACGGUGCCCAUUGAGAGCAUCGGCGACAGCAUGUAUUCUCUGGCUCGCCCUCGUCACCGCCCUGGUACUGGUGGCCGUAAGCUGCCCACGCUACCCCCUCCGCCACGACCACAGAACAGCCUCGACAAGGCUGAUAGCGCCGAUCCUCUGGUUCGCAAUCGUCCCGCUCCUGGUACUGGUCCUCAACUGCCCCCGCUGCCUCCUCCACCACGUCCGCAAAACAGCGUUGACAAUGCUGAUAGUGUCGGUCCUCUGGUUCACCCUCGUUCCAUUCCUGGUAGUGGGGGUCCUAAGCUACCCCCGCUGCCCCCUCCGCCAGGUCCGCAAAACGGCCUUGUCAAAGUCGCCGCCGGUCUGUUCGAGCGCGUGGUGUCCCGGGUCCAACUCAUGGUCCGCAGCUCUGGUGGCGGAGGAGAAGGCACACCCUCCCCGUCGGACACUGCUAAUCAGCCAAUGUCGUCGCAUUCGGGCAUCUCUAAUUCGGCCAUUGCCUUCUUCCUCGCAGCGGCCGGCUUCUUCUUCCUCUCACUGAUCUGGAACCUGUAUAUUCGCUUCGGCUGGGUCCGGGAUAAAGCCCGACAGACGGACUUGGAUGCUGUGGGAGCCAUGCAUCUUGGAUCACUGGGCGGAGACGGAUGGGGUGAGGGUAGAGGGAAGGCUCGUCGCAGUCCUGGUGGGUGGUUGCGCGCAGCUAAUGCGACGCCGACCCCCGUUGCUGCUGUCUGA